AUGACCAGACGCGGGCUUGGAGCGGCUGCGGUCGCCGCAGGAGCCCCUGGCGCUGGAGGUGUGCCGGUCGGAGCCGGUGCAGGUGCUAUGGUGGCAGCUCCCGCAGCUGCUCCAGCAGCCGUGGUCCUGGUUCAGCCCGUUGCCGCGCCCGUGGCACAGCCCUCGAAUGCUGCCAUCGCAAAUGCUGGACCAGUCGCGAGCGACCUCACAGGGAGAGGCCUAGUGUGGGUGGCAGCAGAAGGGACAGCGGCAACAGUGUUUGGCGAGGUGAUUGCAGGCAUAGUGGCACCAGCCGUCGAGGGAGCCAAGCUAGUCCACCGAAUGCCCGAUGGCAGUGAUCUCUUCUGCAUGUGCAUCAGCGAGGCCUCCCGCCUGGCUUUCAACAGUCGGCCGGCCGCAUGUGAUGGUCGUAUCCUGGCCCGAGGCUUCAACACCGUGGGGCAGCCAGAGCGACCGCUUUCGGAGGUGGUGGCUGCUUCGAGGGAAGUUGAGAUGGGUUGGAAAAUAGCCGGCCCACGAACGGGUAUAGAUGCUUGCAACUGCUACGGGGUGGAGCUCAUGUUCAGGCGGGUCCAGACAAUCGAGUACGCUCACUCAGAGAGGGCCCGGGAGAUCGAAUCGAAGACGGUCGGAGGCAAGCUCAGCUUAGAGGAGCAGUACACUUUCGGUUCUUUGGUUCGGCAGGCCGGGACCUUGAUGAUCGCGCCAUCCUUGCUGGAGCAUGUGAAGCAGGAGGUGGAGCGCGACUCGCAGCUCUCGAAGAACUUCAGGAAAGCCCGCGAGGAGCGGGACCUGGCCAAGAAGAAGGGCGGCUAUGAGAACUCCCUUUUUAUUUGGCGACGCACGCGUGUCAAGCGCCGCCUGGAGCGAAGGUGGCACCAGGAGAGUAUGGCUCCUUCACGGGCGCAGCUGGCUGCCUUGGAACACAUGCGAAAUUCGGUGCAUCUUUUGGGGGCUCCCGAUCAGGAGCUCAGUGGUCGAGAGGCGCUUCGGCAGCUUCACGGGUACGGGGAGGACCAAGCCCCGCCACUCGUCGCCUCGUACGAGCCCAGCCUUCUGAGCCUGCCGACCGGUGAGGUGCCACCUGUGCCUCUCCAUUCGCUUCUCGGAGGCGAUGGGAUGAACAUCGUUGAGGACUUCAUCUCAACUCGGCUUUUGCAGAAGAAUGAGGCCCGGGUGUAUCGUGAUUUUGUUCGGCGGCUUUGGGAUGGUGGCCUCGUCGAGUUCACCGUUGAGGAGCCCGUGGAGAAGGUCGAGGCUUUCUUUGUGCGGAAGAAGGACGGUCGGCUUCGGAUGGUGGUGGAUUGUCGGCGGUCGAAUGCCUGGUUUGCCCCUCCUGACAAGGUGAACUUGGCGACGGCCGAGGUUCUCAGCCGCAUCGACUUGGGUGGCACGGACUGCGACCUCUACAUUUCCACUGCCGACCUGAAGGACGCCUUCUACCACUUCGAGCUCCCUUCUCAGCUUCGGCCUUAUUUCGGUAUGCGGCCCCUAUCUGCGGGCGACCUCAGCAUCAACGCUUUGGGCGGUAAGACUUUGAGAGCGUCCUCCUUAAUUUUCCCGCGCCUGAAGGUGUUGCCGAUGGGUUGGACGCACGCCUUGUGGUGGUGCCAAAACAUCCAUCAGCGGGUCGUGGCGAAUGUUGGGGCCACAGCCGAAAAGUGCCUCGAGGAUCGCGCCUCGGUACCGUCUCCGGAGUGCAUGCACUUAGAAUAUGUCGACAAUUUCGUGUGCAUUGGCACGGCCAAAGAUCAAGUCGAGGCACUUGCGGCAGCAGGGGUGCAAGCCUUGAGGGACAAAGGUUUGGUGGUGCAUGAGGUUGAGAGCGGCGAGGGGAACAUCAAGGUUUUGGGAUGGUGUUUUCACGGAAAGAAGCUCCGGCCCUUGUCCCACCGGGUGUGGCGCCUCAUUGCUGCUAUCCGGUUUUUGCUGGACCGUGGCACUUGCAGUGGCAAACAGCUCGAAAAGCGUGAGAAGAGAAUUGCUGAUCUGGACCUCAAUCGCACCUUUGCUUUGGAGAGAUUUGGUGAUUCCCUGGUCAUCGGAGGUCUCGGCGGUCGAUGCCUCAACGUUCGCCAAUUAGGAAAGUAUUCGGAACGAUGGAGGUUUGAGAUCCCCGAGUACCGCUGUCCCCGUGCAAGUGCUUUUGGUGCUGCCGCUAUCGAUGACGAUUCUGAUGAGGCUCGCAGCCUACAGUGGGCCCACAUCGGAGACGGCAAUGCCAAGGCGCGGCCCGUGCCCCUGUCGGUCGUUGAGGGCAAGUUGCUUUCUGAUAGAUUCGUGCCGGUUGCGCCCGGCCAAGUUGAUCGUAAAUGGCGUGUGGUGGGGCGAUAUAAGUGGAAGCGACAAGAGGGCAUGCCGCCGGGGGCGCUCUUUCGGAAUGCGCCGGGUGACUCAACAGCUGGCCUGCCUGUGCUUGUGCUCGGGCAUCAGCGUCCAGUUCAGGUUCUUCCCCUCGGAGUGGAAUCCCGCGGACGGGCCAUCACGUGGCUCUUUGUUUCCAUCAAGCCCCGAGGUGACCCUCUGCAACAUGUGAAGAAAGCCCGUGCGAAGGCCCGGGCCAAAGUGAGGCAGGAGUUCGGGGCGCUGGCGGAGGCGUCGGUAAGCCGGGGUUGCAGGGAGCGGUCCAGCAAACUGUGGAGGCGGAUGUGCACGGCGGCAGGGCUGAGCGUGACCGAGAAGUACUCAGCCAGCGACCUCGAUCUUCCGGCGAGCCAGGUCUUGGAGGACUUGUUCGACGAGGGCGAGGAGUUGAGCCAGGGCCAGUACCUCAUUGCGGCGAUUCAGUUCUACCAGCCCCACCUUCGAGGCAGCAGAGGCGGGGUGGCGUCGACUGGACCCGCCAAAGCCGAGGCUUCCGCUACCUUGGGAAGUCGCGUGCUUGAUGGCUAUGGAGGCCGUCACCCGCAACAUGAUCGAAGUGGCCCUUUAUAUAUUGCUCGCCUUUGUGACCUAUACCUGAGACCGGGAGAAGUGGCCAGACUGUUGGUGGGCGGUCUGGUGCCGCCGAUUGGGGUCGUCACUGCGUGGUCGCUAAUCCUUCACCCGCUGGAGCAGGGGACGCCGUCCAAGACAGGGGAGUUCGACGAGACUGUUUUGUUCGACCUCCCAGAGAUUGUGUGGAUCGCCGAGCAGACUUUCCGGCUGCUCAAGGUGGGCCAUCGAGGCACUUCGGAGCCAUUGUUUUCAGUGGAUCUGGAGACGGUGCGGAGCUUCAUGCAAAGUGUGGGGAGCCGAUACGGCAUGGAAGCAGCGGUGGGCGACCCCCACCCAUACCGUCUUCGCCAUGGAGGUCCGAGCCGCGACAUUCUGUUGGGACUUCGGAACUUGCAGGAAGUACAAAAGCGCGGGCGCUGGCGCAGCUUCAGCAGUGUGCGCCGUUACGAGAAAGGGGGGCGCGUCACCCAGCAGACGCAGGCCCUCUCCAAGGCAACGCGGCAAAAAGCGCUGGAGGCCAGCCGAAACAUCCGCUCCCGCGUGUACAUUGAGAUCUUCUCCGGCAGCGGGAGCCUCGGCAAAGCUCUGGCACAGCAUUGUGGAGGUCUCGUCAUGCUGUGGCGACCUCUUCGAAGCGAUGUGCAGCCUUUGGGGCUGUACAACUUAGGCCCUUCCGACCAAAUCAAAGUGGAGCUGGGUAAUUUGUGGAUGCGCUUCUCUGUCAAGGUAGUGCUCUUGUGCUGGCGCUUGCGGCUUUGCGCCAGUCUGGAGAACCCGCUAACCUCGCGCUUGUGGCUCUGCCCGCCAGUGCGACAUUUGCUUCGCCGGCCACACGUUGGCCGCUGGACAACUCACUACUGUGCAUGGGGCAAGCCCUUCAAGAAACCUACAGCUUUCCUUGGCGUACACAUCGGCCUGAGCGUGCUCGAGCUCCACAAAUGUCGGGGCAAGCGCAUCUGUGAUUUCACUCAGCAGCCGCAUGUACCACUACAGGGACGCACUGCAGCAGGGCAAUGGCGCACCAAGUGGGCCGAGCCUUAUCCCUCUCGUUUGUGCAAUGUCAUUGCCAAGGCAUUUUACAAUGCGGAAGUUGCAGUCCUAGCGCGAAGAUUUGAGCAAUGCUAUGCUCGGUCAUGA
Molecule: messenger RNA, 4074 nt
Organism: Symbiodinium sp. CCMP2592
Lineage: Eukaryota; Dinophyceae; Suessiales; Symbiodiniaceae
Source: the annotation of a GenBank genome assembly